CGGAAGUGAGGCGCAGGGGCGGGGCGGUUUCGCUACGGUGGCCGAGAGGAGGGCGGCGACGGGAGAGGAGGGCGGCGACGGCCCCGCGCAUGAGGCCGCCCCGUGAUGAGCUCCAAGGCCAAGCGGGUGCUGCCCACCCGCCCUGAGCCCCCCAGCGUAGAGCAGAUCCUGGCCGAUGUGCAGGGCACCCACCCGGCCGACCCCGUCUUCCUCCUCCCUGCAGAGCCCCACCGGGACCACGAUCCCUCCCCAGGCUCCCCCAGCCCUGGCAGGCAGGAGGCUGCUGCAGAGAAGAGGGAGCGGCUGUACCGGCAGAGCCGCUCCUACGUGGAGAUGAACCAGCGGCUCCAGGAGUCCCAGGACCAGCUGCGGGACCAGUGCGAGGAGCUGCGGCGGGUGGGAGCGGCGCUGGAGCGCGGCAUUACUGAAAUGAGGCAGAAAGCUUUCUGAGGCCAGCAGCCUCCGGCCGGGUGGUGUCGGUGCUCGGGACUCCUCUCUGUGGGCACCUUGUCUCGUGGUCGUGGUUUUGCCUGCCCAAAUUGGGGGUAGAACCAAUUGCGUUUGAUUUACGGGAGGAUCUGACUUUGCCGCAACGUUGCCGGCGCCUCACCGGCGAGCAAGAGGGCUGGGGCUGUGCCACUUUGGCAGCCUGACUUUUCCCCAGGGAGCGGCCGGACCUGCUGCCUGUGCCGGGAAGGGGCUGUCUGGGCGUGGUGGCAGGUUCCUGGUGCAGGAGGAAAGGCUCAGCCCCCGUGUGUGGUCCCUGCUGUUCCUGAACUUGAUGCCCUCGUCCCUGGUGGGUGGCAUGUCGUCCGUGCCCUCGCACCGCGGCUUCACCUAUGACUUUUCCAUCUGGUACUGCCCCGAGGAUGACCACAUUGCCUCCCGCAUCUCGGAGCACUUGAGGAGAAAGGGUUUUCGGGGUUACACAGAGCACCAGGACCAAGUGGCUGGGACAUCUGUCGUCCCAACCACCACCGAGGUCAUCGAGGCCAGCCGGGUGACCAUCCUCCUCCUCUCUGCCAAGUCCCUGGGUGACCCGUGGUGCCAGCAAGUUUCCCAGUGGAACCUGUAUCACAUCAUCCACUGCUGUGGGACCAAGCUCAUCCCCGUGUACGUGGACGUGAAGAAAGCCGAGGUGCCUCCUUUCCUGCAGCACCUCAUUGAGCUGGAAUACCCAACAGAGUUCUUCUUUGACAGGCUCGUGGACAGCCUGAGAAAGUCCUGCUCAGUCGUGAGCAAAGCCAGACCUGCCCCAUCCUCCAAAGCGACGAGCUGAGGGACCAUGGGCGCUGGGGGCCGGUGUUGCAUCCUGGCCGGGGGCCGGGGUGGGCUCCCUCGGUCCUGCAGCCGUGGCGGUGGGUGCAGAGUUGUGCUGUACUGCUAAUAAAGGUGGUGGGAACGGGUCACCGCGAUGCUGGGGAUUGUCACAAAUCUCAUUAAAAACCCUUCUCGGAGAA
This is a messenger RNA of Grus americana (Whooping crane), 1460 nucleotides long. It is a transcript of the gene C28H19orf25, whose product is annotated as chromosome 28 C19orf25 homolog. The transcript has 3 exons. The record is from RefSeq and is a predicted model, not a curated record. Bases 106 to 450 code for a protein of 114 amino acids. NCBI's taxonomy places the organism in Eukaryota, Metazoa, Chordata, Aves, Gruiformes, Gruidae.